AUGAUCACCGCCGAGGACGUCGAGCUGCAGUCCACCAGGGACACCGCCGACGUCCUGCGCAUCUACAAGGUGGUCCGCGCCAUCCGCAACCGCGGACACUUCGCCGCGCGACUGGACCCGCUCGGCCGAUCCCUCGGACCGCUAAAGGAGGGCUACGAGCUCAUGGAGUCCACCUACCUCGGCCUCCACGACCCAUCCCCGGAGAAGCGAUUCUUCCUCGGCAACGAGUGCAAGUCCCUCGACCCCGACGGCAGGCGCCAGUGGUGGACGGUGGAGGAGCUCAUGACCCGCCUCCGCGCGGUGUACUGCGGCACCCUGAGCGCGGAGUUUAACCACCUCGCGAGCGUGCACAAGAAAGACUGGCUUCGAAGGCAGCUCGAGGGACACGUGCGAGACGACGGCGGGGUGGCGCAACUCACGCGCGAGGAUAAGCGCACGGUGCUCAGGAGGCUGAUCAAGGCGGACGCGCUGGAGGGGUUCCUGGCGCGAAACUUUCCAUCCGCGAAGCGGUUCGGGUUGGAAGGCGCCGAGGCGCUCAUCCCGGGUUUGCAGAGCGUGGUGGAGAGCGCCGCGGCGGGUGGCGCCGAGGCUGUCGUCGUGGGAAUGGCGCACCGCGGCAGGCUCAACGUCCUGAACAACGUGUUCGGCAAACCCUUGGGUUUGAUCGCGACGGAGAUGCGGGGCGAGUCCAGGAGCUCGUUCAACGUGGGGGACGUGCGGUACCACCUGGGCACGCGAACAACGGUAACCCUAAAGGAGCAGAGGCGGGUGGAGAUGUCCAUGGCGCCCAACCCGAGCCACCUCGAGGCGGUCAACUCCGUCGUCGCCGGGAUGGUCCGGUCGAAGCAGAUGAGGGUGGACGUACCCCGGGGUGGACGAUCCCGGGUCUCGCAGCGGAAGGUGAUGGGUUUGCUGAUUCACGGCGACGCCGCCUUUUGCGGCUUGGGCGUCAACGCCGAGGUCAUGCAGCUGCAGGACCUGCCGGACUACACCACGGGCGGCACGGUUCACAUCGUCGUCAACAACCAGAUCGGGUUCACCACGGUGCCGAGGCGAGCGAGAUCGAGCCCGCACCCGAGCGACGUCGCCAAGGGGUACGGGGCUCCGAUUUUUCACGUCAACGGCGACGACCCCGAAGCCGUCGUCCGCGCGUGUCGACUCGCCGCCGACUUUCGAGCCGAGUGGGGCCAGGACGUGGUGAUCAACCUGGUGUGCUACCGCCGCCUCGGGCACAACGAACAGGACGACCCGUCCAUCACGCUUCCGCUGCUGUCGGAGCGGAUCAAGCGUCAGCGGAAAGUGUCGGAGAUUUACGCCGAUCGGCUCGUCGCCGACGGCGUGGCGACGAGGGACGAGGUGAACGGUAUGGACGACGUAGACGACGACAUAGACGCGUUGGCAAAGGCGGAGAAGGACUACGGCGUUCGAGUGGGCGAUUCGGUGCGCACCGCCAAGGCGCUCCUGUCGCAACUGGACGACGUGGCUCGAAAAGCCCGGCUGGAGCACAUGGGCCUGUUCCCCCCGGAUUUCAUCGCGCACCCGCACACGCGCAAGCUGCUGGAGAACCGCCGAAAGAUGGUGGACGGCGAGCUCGGCGUGGACUGGGGCACCGCGGAGCUCCUCGCGUUUGCGACGUUGCACUGCCACGUUCGGCUCAGCGGCCAGGACGUCGAGCGCGGCACCUUCAACCACAGGCACUCCGUGCUGUACUGCUCCAGGACGUCGAGGCCGGUCAACCCGAUCGAUAACAUGGGCCUCGGGGACCAGGACAGGUUCCUGGUGUGCAACUCCCCGCUCUCGGAACACGCGGUGAUGGGAUUCGAGUACGGAUUCAGCGUCGACUCCGGUCCAGCCGCGCUCGUGCUGUGGGAGGCGCAGUUCGGCGAUUUCGCCAACAACGCGCAGGGCAUCGUGGACCAGUUCGUCGCGACCGGCGAGGCCAAGUGGUGGGGCGGGCUCGUCCUCCUCCUGCCGCACGGCUACGACGGUAACGGCCCGGACCACAGCAGCGCGAGGCCCGAACGUUGGCUCGCGGCGGCGGACCGAGGACGAAUCGAUCGCGCGGAUUGGGAACGGUACAUGCGGCACAGGGCCAAGACCCACGCGGAUUCCUCGUGCAACUUUGUCCUCAUCAACCCCUCCACACCCGCGAAUUACUUUCACGCGCUGAGGCGCCAGGCCAAUUUACCGCACGUCAAGCCCCUCGUCGUGCUCGCCCCCAAGUACCUCCUCCACCACAGGCCGUGCGCGUCGCCGCUGCGAGAUUUCGGCCCCGGGAGCAGGUUCCACGCCGUCAUCGGCGACGGCGACGUGGGCGACAACUCCGUCGAGCCCGACGCCGUCACCGGCGCCCGCGAGAGACCCAAAGCCUCGAACGUCCGCCGCGUCGUCGUGUGCACCGGGCAGGUGUACUACAAGCUGCACCAGCUUCGCAAGGCGAAAGGAGCCGACGACGUGGCGCUGGUCCGGUUGGAGCAGCUCUCGCCGUUCCCGCACGCCGCGCUGGCGAGGCGACUGGCGAGGUACCCGAACGCCGAGCUCGUGUGGUGCCAGGAGGAGCCCAAGAACAUGGGGUACUGGGCGUUCGCGCAGCCGCGCGUCAACACGGCUGUGCGGGAGAUACUCGAGAAGACGAAUCGACGGGACGAGGUUCGAAGGGUGCGGUACGUCGGCAGGCCGGCGGCGGCGUCGCCCGCCACGGGGUCACCCGUGAUUCACGCCGCGGAGACCAGGGCGCUGGUGCACGAGGCGCUGGGGUUGGAGCACGUGGGGAUCCACCUCGCGGAGCCGAGGUCGAGCGUGCCGCGGUACUGA
Molecule: messenger RNA, 2814 nt
Organism: Micromonas commoda
Lineage: Eukaryota; Viridiplantae; Chlorophyta; Mamiellophyceae; Mamiellales; Mamiellaceae
Gene: OGDH
Product: oxoglutarate dehydrogenase, E1 component
Exons: 12
Coding region: 1-2814 (937 amino acids)
Biological process (GO): tricarboxylic acid cycle
Cellular component (GO): oxoglutarate dehydrogenase complex; mitochondrion
Molecular function (GO): oxoglutarate dehydrogenase (succinyl-transferring) activity; thiamine pyrophosphate binding
Source: RefSeq, a predicted model, not a curated record